Molecule: messenger RNA, 348 nt
Organism: Dendrobium catenatum
Lineage: Eukaryota; Viridiplantae; Streptophyta; Magnoliopsida; Asparagales; Orchidaceae
Product: protein EI24 homolog
Exons: 4
Biological process (GO): macroautophagy
Cellular component (GO): endoplasmic reticulum
Source: RefSeq, a predicted model, not a curated record
AUAUUACCACUGUGGUUGGACUAACCAAUUUACUACUGCCUUCCAGGUUUUUUGGUUCUAUCCACUUUAUGGGUUCAGCAUUAUUCUGAGCACCAUGUGGUAUAACGACAUUGCUAGGUAUGCUUUUGAGGUUCUCAAAAGAAAAGAGAUGCAUCUGGCAAAAGUUUCAGGAGAAAGAGCUUCACAAGACAAUCAAAAUGGCAUGUAUUCAAGCAGACCUGGUGGGCUUGAGGGGGUUGUGGUUGGAAUUGGUGAACAAUUAUAUUCACUUCUUUUAUUAACCUUCUUCUUCAUAGAGGUUGUUGCAGCUCUAUUUAUACCUUACAUUGGCACAGCAAUCAGUUUUCU